AUGGGCCUGCUUUGUUCAUAUCCCGCAAGAAGCCCCGGCUCCGACCAUGUGGAAAUAUCGGAGCCACAAAUAGACCCCGUCCUACAAUCUGAAAUCCACGGCAAUCUCGAAAAGGACAGUUCGGAAAGUUCCCCCUGUUCUUCUGCGGUCGCCGGAAGCCCAAGGUCAUCGCCAUCGUCCAUUCUGUCGCAUACGUAUAGUCCGCAUGGAUACGAUGGGCUCUCCGACGCAUUCAUGCCGUCGCAAGCACAUAUCCUCACACCCACUGAGUCCGCAUUAUUAAAUCACUACCUCGAACACACAAGCAAAGACACAACGGUCGACGACGAGGAACAAUACAUCCUCCAAACCGGUAUUCCGAACCUCGCAAUAAAACAUAAACUCCUCAUGAAAUCAGUCCUCGCUUUUUCCGCCGUCUGUAAAUGCUGCGAUAUAAUCAAUCAAUCCUCACCCUCCCGCGCAGACCGAAACCAGAUCCUCGUUCUCCUCUCCAUCGCAGAUCGAUACCACAUGGAAUCCUUGCGUGGAAUCCAGGCGACUCUCCCCGGAACUAAGCAGUACGACCACAUCCUUGCCAAUGCCGCGAUGAUGGCCAUGUACGGAUCCAGCAGCCAUCGUAUCCGCAUCUGGCUGACCGAAACGACUUCCUUCGACGAUCCGGAAUUGGCCCGCUUCGUGCCCAAAAGCUGUCAGUGGAUGAGUCUGUUUCGGGCCGUGCGCGUUGCGUACACCGGUCUGCUGAAUGAUAGUCUCAGGACGGAGGAUAUGGUGCAGACAGCACCCGAUACGCCGCCCAUCGAGCCGCUUGCUAGUUGGGAUUUUCCCAUGCAGUGUCGGUGCAAGAUAGCGUCGAAGGGGGAGCUGCAGGCUGGACCUCAGGGCCAUGCUCUGUAUCCCAUUUUGGCGGCAACGGUUGUCCCUGCGCUGGAAAAGCUGAGGCUGAGGGCCGGGAUCGUUGCUGGGAAUGAGAUUCAGGGCGGUGGUUACUUGGAUGUACCAACCGCUGACUCGGGUCUGCAGGCUUGCUUUACAGCCUUGGAGCUGUUCAGUGAGGUUGUGGCGGAGACUUUCUCGCUGGAAAACAUGAUACCGAGUGAAUAUUCAAAUCUUGCCAACCAGCCCGAUAUCGACCCGCUGGGACAGGUCCCAAAAGUCUCGCCGUGGAUGCAGAGAUACGCGGCCAACAUCACGUCCAUGGUCCCAUCAAAGCUCCCACGGAGAUUCAUCAUGGCGUUUAUUCACAAGGCUCCGACGAAAUAUCUGAACAUGGUCGGGGAUAUGAUGGGUUUGAUUCAAAGUUCAGGGUCUGACCACGGGGUAGCCCUGAACUGCAUCAAUCCGAUGACUACGGAGCCGAGUCUAGUGCAGCAGCUAGCCGUGGACAUAUUCGCCCACUUCCUGGUCCUGGUUCUCUUGUUGGAUAAGGUGUGGUGGAUCGGUGGCAUUGGAGCCUGGGAGCUGAAGCAGAUUGUCUCGCUCAGGAAAGACGUGCGAUGGCGGAUGCCUCUCUGGGAGACCGAUGAAGAUUGGUGGCCGGAGAGUAUGCUUGAGAUCAGCCGACAAUUCGACAAACAUCGAGCUAAGGGUUUUCCAUGA
This is a messenger RNA of Penicillium bovifimosum, 1596 nucleotides long. RefSeq lists its product as uncharacterized. Bases 1 to 1596 code for a protein of 531 amino acids. The record is from RefSeq and is a predicted model, not a curated record. Gene Ontology annotation, biological process: regulation of transcription by RNA polymerase II. The transcript has a single exon. Gene Ontology annotation, molecular function: DNA-binding transcription factor activity, RNA polymerase II-specific. Lineage: Eukaryota; Fungi; Ascomycota; Eurotiomycetes; Eurotiales; Aspergillaceae.